This is a messenger RNA of Anopheles arabiensis, 1242 nucleotides long. RefSeq lists its product as uncharacterized. NCBI's taxonomy places the organism in Eukaryota, Metazoa, Arthropoda, Insecta, Diptera, Culicidae. The record is from RefSeq and is a predicted model, not a curated record. Gene Ontology annotation, molecular function: protein dimerization activity. The transcript has a single exon. Bases 313 to 1242 code for a protein of 309 amino acids.
GAUCGUGCCCAGAGUCAGAGCGUUUUUGUUUCCAGUGUGACGUUAAUGAUACUUAAUUUGUCGAUUAAAAUAUCCGUGUACGUCUGGAUAGAGUGCAAAGUGUGCACGGUGUGCAGAAGUAAAGGAAGUGCUUUGUGAUCUGAUCGUGAUCUUCAGCAGGACAGCAGUGAUAGUGGAAAUCGUUCUUUGCGAUUCUGUGACAAGCUGUGGCGGGAAUUUUAUAAUUGACGUUUCAUUUUGAAGAUCGUUAAUGCGUGUUUGUGCCCGUGAUCAAGACAGGUGACUUAAACGAAGACACUCUAGUGAUUGAAAAUGACUUCGGCAUACGUGCAGCAGCAGCAGCAGUACAAUCAUUCUUCGAUGUACGGUGGCGGUGGAAUGAUGGGUUCCGGAGCAGGAGCUAUGUUGGACACCUCGUCCUACAACCAUUACAACGGAAUGUCUGCCAUGAGUAUGGGAGGUUCAGGGCUCUGCUAUGGCUAUGGAACGGACAGUGCAUCCUCAGAGGGCUAUCACAGCCCAGGGCCGGUGUCGAGUCCUGAAUCGUACUUCAACAACACAAGUCCCGCAGAAUACAGUCCAUCCAGUCCGUACACAAACUAUGGAUACUGCAGUGGAGGAGGCUCUGGAUCGGGUGUUCCCAGUAACUCCAGCACCAGUAAUCAAAACGCAUCCUGCGAAUCAUACUACAGCUACGCUAAUAACAGUUUCAAAACUGCCUGCCCAACCGUUCCUCGCUAUGGUAUGACGGAAACGAGCACUACUUCCGAUCGUCCCGUCCUGCUAAACAACUACCAGAAGCGUGAGGAAAGUACACAACCACUCACCUCGUCUCAAAGCCAUGCCCUCCAAUCUUCAGCUACUACUUGUGGUACUGCGAAACGGCCUGUUGCUGUCGCUCAGCAUCAUCCGAUCGCUGCGAGCUACUACAACCCGUACACCGUACCGAUCGCUCGCAAUCGAGCCAGCCCGACACACAGUUCCAGCAGCUCAGUCUCGCCCACUCCUUCGCAAUCCAGUGGACAAUCGGUGGUCGUGGUGCAGCCGGAAGUUGUGAAGAAGCGCCGACUGGCAGCGAAUGCACGGGAGCGCCGGAGAAUGAACAGUCUGAACGAUGCGUUCGAUCGCUUAAGAGAUGUGGUUCCUUCGCUGGGGAACGAUCGUAAGCUGUCCAAGUUUGAAACGCUUCAGAUGGCCCAGACGUACAUAGCGGCAUUGAAUGAGCUGCUUUCGCGGGAUUAA